AUGCCCAAGAAGCAGAGCCUCUGGCAGAGGCUCUUCUCCGCCGCCCUCGGAACUCGGCCUCCAAUCUCCCGCCGAGACACCGCCACCGCCACCGCCGUGACCGAAUCCGAAUCGACACCGCACCCUACCACGCUGCACCACCACGGCAGGUCCUCCCAUCCUUCCAUGGCAGAUAAGCUCGCCGCCGGGCAGACCCUCGUCCUCAACGAGGACGCCGGGCUCCUCCUCCCGUCGUCGGCCUCCCCCUUCCCCUACUUCAUGCUCGUGGCGCUGAAGGCCGGAGGGUACCUACGAGGACUCGUACUUCUCCUCCUCUACCCAAUCAUGUUCUGCAUGAGGAUGAUGGCCAUGGCGGCCUUCUGCGGGUUGCGCGCGGGCCCGUUCCUCGCUGGCCGCGCCGUGCUGCCCAAGUGGCUCAUGGAGGACGUGGCCGCCGAAGGCUUUAAGACGAUGAGGGUGAGUGGUGCCGCCGGCGGGCGGAGGGUGUGCGUGGCGAGAAAGUUGCCGAGGCUGAUGGUAGAGGGGUUCCUGAGGGAGUACCUCGGCGCGGAGGCGGUCGUCGGGAAGGAGAUGAAGGUGCUCUGGGGGUUCUACACUGGUCUAAUGGAGGAGCAAGACAAGUUGAUAUUGGAGGAGGAGAAGAUCAUGCUGGAGGGUAAUGAUGCCGUGGGAUUCUCUCGCUCGCUCGAGUUUCUCCAGCAUCCCCUCGCGCGCUGUUGCAAGAAUGUCUACCUCCUGACACGAGACGACAGAGCCACAUGGCAGGCGCUCCCGAGGAGCAUGUACCCCAAGGCCAUGGUGUUCCAGGACGGCCGCCUCGCAUUCCGGCCGACGGCCGGCAGCACGCUCGCCAUGUUCAUGUGGUUGCCAUUUGGUGUUGCCCUUGGAGCCGCCCGCCUCACCGUCGCACUCACCGUGCCAUAUCGAUAUUCCACGCCGAUCCUGGCAGCCACUGGCAUGUCAUGGCGCCUAAAGGCCGGCGAGCGACAGACUCUGCUGGGCGCCGACGGCGAGCGAGGACGUCUGCGCGGGCAGCUGUAUGUGUGCAACCACCGCAAGCUCAUCGACCCGGUGUACAUAUCGGUGGCGCUGGACCGACCGGUGCGUGCCGUGUCGUAUAGCCUCAGCCGCUUCUCGGAUCUCCUCUCGCCGAUCGGUCGCACCGUGCGGCUGGCACGAGACCGCGACGUUGACGCAGGCAUCAUGGGCCGCCUCCUGGACAGCGGCGACCUCCUCGUCGUCUCCCCCGAGGGCGCUCGGAUACGGCUGCACCAUGUUCAACAGGAAGGACAAAUACCUCAUGCUUGCUGGCAACGACGGCAAGUGCUCGAUUGCUCCUGCAGCUGUGAGGAGCUAAGAACAACCGAUGAUGACUCAUAUCUAAGCUAG
Messenger RNA from Triticum aestivum (bread wheat), 1389 nucleotides. Its product is annotated as probable glycerol-3-phosphate acyltransferase 3. Gene Ontology annotation, molecular function: phosphatase activity; glycerol-3-phosphate 2-O-acyltransferase activity. The record is from RefSeq and is a predicted model, not a curated record. Lineage: Eukaryota; Viridiplantae; Streptophyta; Magnoliopsida; Poales; Poaceae. Bases 1 to 1389 code for a protein of 462 amino acids. Gene Ontology annotation, biological process: cutin biosynthetic process. The transcript has 3 exons. Gene Ontology annotation, cellular component: membrane.